AUGGACCAGAGUAUAUCAGGGACCGGCAAACGACGUGUUAGGCGCAAUAAUGUGAGUGACGAAAAUCCAGUCGCUUCAAAGCGGCCAGCGACGAAGACGAACGCAGCUAUUACGACCAUACCAGUGCAGGAAAGCUCAUCGGCCGGAGAACCCGAAACAGAUGAGCGUAAUAGAUCAGUCAACCCAUCACAGGUUGAUGAUCUUCGGAUUCUUGCCAGAGAGCGAUAUUUGAAUGAUCGAGAGAGUCUGAAAUUACAGGUCUUGCAGAAAGAGCUGACCCUCUUGGAACAAGAUGUUGCUAGGGAGGGUUGGGAUUCUUUGACCAAAAUAGAACAAGACGAAAUUACUCUUAAACGAGAAUUGAUUUCCCUCGUUCAACAACGAGAUGGAUCUAGUGGAGAGAGCCGCUUCCGGUUCCAAGAUGACUACGUCGAUGAAGACGGGCAUGUGGAUGUCGCUCGGAAACAACAAUUGUUGCAGAGAAAGCCAACCCAACAACUUGAACCUAAAACUCGUCAGCAGCUUUGGGAGGAGCAGCAGCUUGAGAGUGCUGUAAAGGCUAGUGGCGACGUGGACGCAAUCCACGUUGCCGGAUCCCGGCAAUACGAGUUUGUAUUUGAUGACGACGCACUGAUCGACUUUACCGGCGACGAUGAAAACACACUUCCCGAGGUAGAGUCAGCAUAUGACCAAAAGCUGCUGGAUGAGCUCGAUCGAGAACAAACGCGGCUGCAGUCCAUACAGGAUACUCGUCGGAGUUUGCCCGUGUACAGAUUUCGAGAGCCUCUUCUAAGCGCGAUCAAGGAGCACCAGGUUCUAAUUGUGGUGGGUGAAACUGGUUCUGGUAAGACCACCCAACUUCCGCAAUAUCUCGUUGAGGAAGGAUAUACCAAAAGUGGCACCCUACAAAUUGCCUGUACCCAACCCAGACGUGUGGCAGCGACCUCAGUAGCUUCUAGAGUGGCAGAUGAGAUGAACGUUGUUUUAGGGAAAGAAGUUGGAUAUUCUAUACGUUUCGAUGAUAAAACGACACCCGAUAAAACCAUUCUAAAAUAUAUGACGGACGGUAUGCUUCUAAGAGAGUUUAUGACGGAUCCUGAGCUAAAAAAAUACGCAUGCAUUAUUAUAGAUGAAGCACAUGAAAGGACGCUAGCUACCGACGUGCUUCUUGGACUGCUUAAAGACAUUUUGCCCCAUCGCAAGGACUUAAAGCUCUUAAUUUCAUCUGCCACGAUGAACGCUGCUAAAUUCGCUGAUUUCUUUUACGACGCGCCAAUCUUUAACGUACCUGGUAGGCGAUUUCCUGUAGAUAUACAUUACACACUCCAACCAGAAGCCAAUUACCUUAAUGCCUCUAUCACAACCAUUUUCCAGAUCCACACUACCCAGCAAGUCCCCGGCGAUAUUCUCGUCUUUCUUACAGGUCAAGAGGAGAUAGAGGCGGCCAAGCAGAAUCUGGAAGAGAUUGCGCAUGUGUUAGGGAGUAAGGUAAGGCCGCUGAUAAUAGCGCCGAUCUAUGCUAAUUUACCACAGGAACAACAGUCGAAGAUUUUCGAGCCCACUCCGGAAGGAUGCAGGAAGGUUGUACUAGCCACUAAUAUCGCAGAAACGUCACUUACAAUUAAUGGAAUAAAGUUUGUAAUCGAUCCGGGGUUUGUGAAAGAAAACUCAUUCGUACCUUCUACUGGAAUGUCGCAAUUAUUGACAGUCCCUUGUUCAAGAGCAUCAGUUGAUCAGCGUGCCGGACGUGCUGGGCGUGUAGGACCGGGAAAGUGUUUUCGAAUCUUCACCAAGUGGUCGUAUUUCCACGAAUUGGAAUUGCUCCCUAAGCCAGAGAUCCUCCGAACUAACCUAUCCCAAGUGGUUCUACUUCUAUUUUCAUUGGGCGUAACUGAUCUAAUAGACUUUCCGUUACUUGAUAAGCCCAGCAUUCCUGCCUUGAGCAAAGCAUUGGAAAACUUAUAUCUCCUGGGGGCACUUAAUAGUAAAGGCUCAAUAACAAGGCUUGGUAGAAUGAUGUGUGAAUUCCCGUGUGAGCCUGAUUUUGGCAAAGUCAUGCAUACCGCAGCGACGCACGAUAGUUGUAAAGGGGUCCUUGAAGAGGUUGUUUCUAUAAUCGCAAUGCUCCAUGAAACGUCUUCCAUUUUCAUACAGGAAAGGGCAAAUCAUGACAGCAGUAAGAGCAGUAUUGCAGGUAAGGUCUUUAGCGACCAUGUGCUUUAUUUGGAGACUUACAACCGUUGGAAAGAUAUGAAUUACUCGCGUUCGUGGUGCUUCGACCACAAAGUCCAAUACAAAACGAUGAUUCGUGUUCGAAACAUUCGCGACCAGCUUUGGAGAUGCUGUGACAAACUGGGUUUGGUGGCUCUCAACGACCAGGCCUCGCAUACCUUGAAUGGUUCUAGUAACCUUGAGCCGAGAAUUAUCAAGUGCUUCAUCUCUGGUUUCCCCAAAAACAUUGCGAAGCUGGGUACUUCGGGCUACCAUACUAUGGGUGUGCAGCAAGGUGGUGUCAAUGUCAGCGUCCAUCCCACCAGUACUGUUUUCCAGUCGCUGAGGAAAGAUAUGGUCAAACCUUCAAAGUUCAUAUUGUACCAAAAGUUGGUUCUGACAUCCAAGGAAUUCAUGCGAGACUGUAUACCAAUAGCUCGCGAAGAAUGGCUUAAUGAAAUGGUACCACACUACUUCAAGGCAAAAGACCCCCAGUGA
Messenger RNA from Lachancea dasiensis, 2709 nucleotides. The record is from the annotation of a GenBank genome assembly. Lineage: Eukaryota; Fungi; Ascomycota; Saccharomycetes; Saccharomycetales; Saccharomycetaceae.